Messenger RNA from Danio rerio (zebrafish), 1400 nucleotides. RefSeq names its product myosin light chain, phosphorylatable, fast skeletal muscle a (gene mylpfa). Gene Ontology annotation, molecular function: calcium ion binding. The record is from RefSeq and is marked provisional. NCBI's taxonomy places the organism in Eukaryota, Metazoa, Chordata, Actinopteri, Cypriniformes, Danionidae.
GCGGCUUCAGACUUCUCUUCUUGAUCUUCUUAGACUUCACACAUACCGUCUCGACAUGGCACCCAAGAAGGCCAAGAGGAGGGCAGCAGGAGGAGAGGGUUCCUCCAACGUCUUCUCCAUGUUUGAGCAGAGCCAGAUUCAGGAGUACAAAGAGGCUUUCACAAUCAUUGACCAGAACAGAGACGGUAUCAUCAGCAAAGACGACCUUAGGGACGUGUUGGCCUCAAUGGGCCAGCUGAAUGUGAAGAAUGAGGAGCUGGAGGCCAUGAUCAAGGAAGCCAGCGGCCCAAUCAACUUCACCGUUUUCCUCACCAUGUUCGGAGAGAAGUUGAAGGGUGCUGACCCCGAAGACGUCAUCGUGUCUGCCUUCAAGGUGCUGGACCCUGAGGGCACUGGAUCCAUCAAGAAGGAAUUCCUUGAGGAGCUUUUGACCACUCAGUGCGACAGGUUCACCGCAGAGGAGAUGAAGAAUCUGUGGGCCGCCUUCCCCCCAGAUGUGGCUGGCAAUGUUGACUACAAGAACAUCUGCUACGUCAUCACACACGGAGAGGAGAAGGAGGAGUAAACUACCUUGGAAUCAAGAAAACGAAGAGAAGAACAUGCAUCCCUCACAGCUUAAUCCUCCCAGUCUGUUGUCUGGCCUUCUCUAACUUUUGUUUUUCUUCCUCCCUUUCUUGCUUUCUACCAUCGUUGUUACUCCAAGCACUUACACUCUCCAUCUUACCAAAGACUUGUCUCGCUGGGACUGAAUUGGGAGGGUGGAGAGGAACACGACCACAGUGUCUGUCGAGUGGGGACAUUGGAUUGUUUUCAAUAAAAUGAACAUCAUUUCUGUAUCUCUCACAUUCUCUCUUUCUCUCUGUUUCUCACUCGUUACCCGCGACCACCUCUCUUUCAUUUCAGUCAAGCUUGCAUGAAAGUCGCUGCUUCUUCUGCUGCAGUCUUAGGAGUUGAAACGAAGGCAUCUAUAGUUUGGGGCUGAAACAUCUCUCUAGAUCAAUGUGGAAGAGUGCUCACUCUGAGGGGGAAAGAAGCACGAUGGAGUGAUCUCACUCUAUAAUAGAGGAACCAGUCAUCAUUCUCAUUUCCUCCUCUGGUGGUUGACUAAAAAGAGAAAGAGAAAAUGAGGGUUUUGUGCUGAGUGAGUUUAGCCUCCUAAAAGCGAUGCCGAGCUCAUCACAGAGGGAGUGAGAGGGACAGACCAUCCUAGGAAGAGAGGAGAGCAGGGACUGAAAGAAAACAUAACCUCUUCACUCCCCCUCUCCCCUCCUCUUCUCUAUUUCUCUGUCCAUCUUUUCUUUUUUCUUUUUUUGCUUUCUGCAUCUGGGCCUGCUUUGCUCUGCCAAACCUCUUCUGUAACCAAUAAAAGACACAAACUGUGAAUAAAACAUCUUUUUGUA